AUUUUACUGAAAGAUCAUUAAAAAUCGUUCCUAUAAAUUUAAACUGUGCAAUCAUACCCAACAUUUCAGUGUAAAUUUAAGACUUUAAACCAUGGUCAACACAUCACCCGUCGUUCUCAUCCUUGGGUCGGGUCCCAAUAUCGGGAAGCAUGUGGCCCGAGCCUUUGCCGCAAAGGGUUACAAGGUUGCUCUGGCAUCCAGAAGUCUGAAGGAAGCGGAUAGUACUGCGGACCAAGUCAACAUCUCCGGUGAUUUCUCUGAUCCAGAGUCUGUAAUUAAGACCUUCUCGAAAGUGAAAUCAUUGCUGGGCGCCCCAAGUGUUGUCGUGUACAAUGCUGCGGCUGCAACCCAAAACAACCCGAAGGAUCCGCUCUCUCUCCCAUUGGCUGAUUUCACUCGAGACUUGACCAUCAACACCAAUAGCGCCUUUGUCGCUGCUCAGCAAGCUGUCUUGGCUUUCAAGGAACUCCCGGAGUCAGCAUCAAGAACAUUCAUCUAUACUGGAAAUAUAACGAAUACGACAACGAUAGCACCGCUUCUUGAUUUGGGUGUCGGGAAGUCAGCCACGGCACAUAUUAUCCAAUCUGCCUCCCAAGCCUACGCCGAUCAAGGAUUCAAGUUCUAUUACAGCGAUGAGCGGAAGGCCGAUGGGGCGCCUGCGUACUCUGCUAUUGACGGAGAGGCUCAUGCGGAAUUAUAUCUCCAACUCGCCGAGGGCAAGUCGCAGGGUCCCUGGCAGCAGACAUUCGUCAAGGGCAUUGGAUAUAAGAAAUUCUAGCGACGAGUAGAUUUUAGUCGUCCCCGUUUAUAAUACUAUGAGAUGAAUCGUACUGUGGGACCUGGAACUUUGUUAUAAGCUGCUGCUGAUCGUGCGUAUGCCGCUCUCCGAUUAUCUCCGGUAGUUACUCCAGGCACCCAUACCUUACUGUACAGUAUUUUACGUACUAUACAAUGCCAAUUCUUGUAUUUGGUACUUAUUGGAUGUGAUUAUCUUCAGUCUUCCCUUUUCAAUAUAGUGUCGCUUUCAUCCCUCGGCUCCGUAACAAUGUUCUAGACGCAUCCAACGGAGACGAAAGACUGCAGCAUCCUGGCUGACUCGGAAUACGCGGAACACAUAGGUUACAUUGUUAACGGGUUUUGUCUCUUCUCUCGUGACACUGCAUAUAGUACGUCGCUCAUUGAACAAUGUAUGAAUGUAUGACGAAGAAUACACCUGCGA
This is a messenger RNA of Pseudogymnoascus verrucosus, 1219 nucleotides long. RefSeq lists its product as uncharacterized. Lineage: Eukaryota; Fungi; Ascomycota; Leotiomycetes; Thelebolales; Thelebolaceae. The transcript is spliced from 3 exons. The record is from RefSeq and is a predicted model, not a curated record. The coding region runs from base 92 to 778 and encodes 228 amino acids.